AUGGCGCCAACUUCUAAUAGGAUAUAAGGCCGAACCCAGAAGCGCGCCGGUCGCUUUGAAUGCUUUAGCUCUGUCCAGUUUAGGAGCAAAGUCCCAUCUGCUCUGGACCAACCUGCUUUCUGCUGCUUGUUCGCACUUCAUCUCUCCGGCUGCCGCCAUGCUGUCCUCCUCCCGCUCUCCACUCUCCACGGUCCCCGACCAGCAGCAACUUCACCUUUCGCCUCUAAAGGCGCUGACGCUUACAGACAAGGAGAAUACGCCCCCCUCCAUGAAUAGCACCCGCAUUCUGGCUAGCAAAACGGCAAGAAAGAUUUUCCAGGAACCCUCGGAGCCGGUAAAAGCACCCAGUGAGCCUGCUCUCCCCAGCAAAGAAGAUGAACCCCUCCUAAGGGAGAAUCCCAGGCGCUUUGUCAUCUUCCCCAUUGAGUACCAGGACAUUUGGCACAUGUAUAAGAAAGCAGAAGCUUCCUUCUGGACAGCUGAGGAGGUGGAUCUCUCUAAGGACAUUCAGCACUGGGAAGCACUAAAGCCUGAGGAAAAAUACUUUAUAUCUCAUGUGUUAGCUUUUUUUGCAGCAAGUGAUGGCAUAGUAAAUGAAAAUUUGGUGGAGCGGUUUAGCCAAGAAGUACAGAUAACCGAAGCCCGCUGUUUCUAUGGCUUCCAAAUUGCUAUGGAAAACAUACAUUCUGAAAUGUAUAGUCUACUUAUUGACACUUAUAUUAAGGACUCCAAAGAAAGGGAAUUUCUCUUCAAUGCCAUUGAAACACUACCUUGUGUUAAAAAGAAAGCUGAUUGGGCCUUGAAAUGGAUUGGGGACAAAGAAGCAACAUAUGGUGAACGUGUUGUAGCUUUUGCAGCUGUUGAAGGAAUCUUCUUUUCUGGUUCUUUUGCAUCCAUAUUUUGGCUCAAGAAACGAGGUUUAAUGCCUGGAUUAACUUUUUCUAAUGAACUAAUUAGUAGAGAUGAGGGUUUACACUGUGAUUUUGCUUGCUUAAUGUUCAAACACCUGGUACAUAAGCCUUCAGAGGAAAGAGUAAAAGAAAUUAUCAUCAAUGCUGUUAGAAUAGAACAGGAGUUCUUGACUGAAGCUCUGCCUGUAAAACUGAUUGGAAUGAAUUGCACUUUAAUGAAACAGUAUAUUGAAUUUGUAGCAGACAGACUCAUGUUGGAACUAGGUUUUAGCAAGAUUUUUAGAGCAGAAAAUCCAUUUGAUUUUAUGGAGAAUAUCUCAUUGGAAGGAAAAACCAACUUCUUUGAGAAGAGAGUAGGAGAAUACCAGAGAAUGGGAGUGAUGUCAAGUCCAACUGAUAAUUCUUUUACCUUGGAUGCAGACUUCUAGAUGAAUUGAAAACAUGCUAUUAGCUGGGUUUUUUUCCCCCCACCAGGAAAAUCAGUUGCUUUUAAUGCUACACAGUGAAAUGACUGUACUAAGAAAAAUAGCCAUUAUUGGCCUUUGAGACUGUUGUGUAGCUACCUCGGAAAUCUAAUAUUUGCAGGGUGUGGUGUGGUGUGGUGUGGUGGUACUUGACACAAGCUACUCAGAUUUUUCUAAAAGAUCUGAAGAUGAAAGUAUUAAUGCUUUUGCAAGAAGACUGAUCUUAGAAGGUUUUCUUUAGCUCAAAUGUCUUAGCCAUUUUGGCUUUAGAAAGGGGAGAUCCUUUAAGCUAGUUUAAGGCAACAAAUAUAAAAUCCUUGGUUUCUAGGCAGAUACAUCCAUAGUUGGAAAAAUGGCAGCCUCACUGCUUGCUACAAAGCAAGUUUUAAAAGUUUACUUUAUUAUUUUUUAAAUAGUUUGUACAUAAAGCUGGCACUUUACAUAAAAAUUAAAAAAAUUGUACUAUUGAAAGGUGAAAAUCUGAGUUACUAGAUUGUCAUUGUUUCAUUCUACUUCUACAUAAAGGAUUGUGAUUUUACUUGUGCUGUUCUCCAUAAUGCAAGAUUGUAGCCUCUCUAUGGGAGUCACUCUAGCUAUAGAAAUCAUUGCCCUAUGGUCUAUGAAAUGAAGGACCUUUCAGAACUUAUCCAGGUUCUUGGAAAAUAGAUGAUUAUUUGUAUGUCUUCCUAACUUUGUAGCAUUAUGCUACAAUUUAUUUUGCUGCUAUAUUAGGCAUCUGAAGAGGACUUUAUCAGAGGAUGUCACUCCUAAUAGGAGAAAAAUAGAAGGAGAUCUGUAAUUUUGUUGGUGAAAAUAAGGAAAUUCUCCCCUGGAAACUGAUGCAUGUCCAGAUACCUUCUCUUUAUUUUAAUGUUAGAAUUGCCUAGUUAGUUAUCAAUUAUGUAAGAUGCAGAAGAGUCAGUUUUAGACUAAAUAGGUGUUGUGUAAUUAAGAUUUCAGGAAGCUAAAAUGGACCAGUUAUACACACUUAAGAAUUUCAGUGUAUUAAAUUUGUGGGGAUGAAAAAAUUAGGGUCUUUGUAACAUUUUAAAAUGUAUUAAGUGCACAGGAUUGAAUAGUAGAUGAUUGCUCUUUUAAGUGUGUUUUCCAGGGAAUGAGAAGGAUAAGUGUUAUACAAGGAAUGACUAAGAGAUGGUAUGAUAAAUUGUCUGGCAAUGUCAGCCUCAACCAGAUGAAUUUUAUCAGUGUUUCUAGUAAAUCAUUCCUUUGGCCAAAUAAUUGGGGUGGACAUUGAAGAUUAAAAUCUGUUGAUCAGAGAAGAAAUCCUUAGUGUAUUCUGCCAAGGAUAAAGGGGUUGUAAUGGUCUAAAAGAACAGUAUCUCCUCCGUCAUCUUCAAGGAAAGAAGGCAGUAACCUUGCAAGUGAUGAGAACUGAGCAACUGUCCUGAGAACAAAGGGAACCUGGAUUGGAAUCCUCCCCAAAUGCUAACCAGUGUUAUGCUACAUAUUUAUUGGAAAUAGCUAGAGUAAUAGCAAUAACUGGCAUUUCUUUGUUUUACAUUGUCUAUCUUAAAAGUAAGUAGUUAUCCCUAUUUUACAGAGAGGAUAUGGAGAUGCAGAGGUUAAAUGAUUUGCUUAGAAUCAAAACAUGUAGUGUAUAGGUAGGGUUUGAAUUUAUGUCUUUUAACUAUAGAUCCUUUGUGUCACUAUCUGUAGGUUCUUUCUACAUGGGCUGUGCUUCCUUCUUCUUUAUUAUAUAUACAUUAAAAGAUUUUUGUCUUAAAA
Antechinus flavipes (yellow-footed antechinus) is the source of this 3121-nucleotide messenger RNA. It is a transcript of the gene RRM2, whose product is annotated as ribonucleotide reductase regulatory subunit M2. The coding region runs from base 158 to 1339 and encodes 393 amino acids. Gene Ontology annotation, biological process: deoxyribonucleotide biosynthetic process. Gene Ontology annotation, cellular component: cytosol. The record is from RefSeq and is a predicted model, not a curated record. Gene Ontology annotation, molecular function: ribonucleoside-diphosphate reductase activity, thioredoxin disulfide as acceptor. The transcript is spliced from 10 exons. Lineage: Eukaryota; Metazoa; Chordata; Mammalia; Dasyuromorphia; Dasyuridae.